AUGGCAGAUACUGUUNAUGUUGCAUAUGCACAUGUUCAAGCAUUGGAGAUUGCUUCAGCUAAUGGCAGAUACUGUUUAGUUGAGACAGUGACAUACUCUUCUGAAACUCGGAAGAUAUUGCACAAGCUUUACCCUACUCUCAACAUUCCAAAAAAGGGAAAGGGAUUUGGGGGCAUCGUUGGAGCUGCGGGUGGGGGAUUGUCGGAGCAAGAGGUGGGUGUUGGGGGCACCGUCAAAGUAGGGGAAGCGGUUGGAGGCAUCACUGGAGCUGGGAAAGGGGUUGGAUUCAACGAGAAGAUGUUGGGG
Molecule: messenger RNA, 306 nt
Organism: Ilex paraguariensis (yerba mate)
Lineage: Eukaryota; Viridiplantae; Streptophyta; Magnoliopsida; Aquifoliales; Aquifoliaceae
Source: the annotation of a GenBank genome assembly